Molecule: messenger RNA, 762 nt
Organism: Brassica napus (rape)
Lineage: Eukaryota; Viridiplantae; Streptophyta; Magnoliopsida; Brassicales; Brassicaceae
Product: QWRF motif-containing protein 7-like
Exons: 4
Coding region: 1-762 (253 amino acids)
Biological process (GO): spindle assembly; centrosome cycle
Cellular component (GO): cytoplasm; nuclear microtubule; centrosome
Molecular function (GO): microtubule binding
Source: RefSeq, a predicted model, not a curated record
AUGAUCCCAGCAAGAAACAGCGCGUCAAGAUCUCACGAGGUGAACAACGUUAGAAGCAAAGAGGCGUUUGCUCGGUUCUUGGAGCAACGUGAGCGUGGAAGCCCUCGUAGUUACACUUCAUCUAAAGGUGCAAAACCAGGAGCUAGCUCACCAUCUGCGUGGGCGUUGUCUCCAGGAAGAGUUUCAACGAUGAAAACUUCUUCCUCCAGCUCAGCUCCGGCGACUUCAAUGUGCCACACGCCGCCUGAGUCACCGGUAAGCAACGCCAAGAUGAGAAGCGGUGGAGCCGUGGCAGGAGUUUUGAAGUACUUCAAGGCACAGAAGAAAAUAUCUCCGGUACAAGAGGAAAGGUAUCACCGGUUUAGGAUGUUACACAACAGAUUAAUUCAACUUAGGUUUAUUAACGCAAGAGCAGAAGCCAGUAUCCUUAAGGUCAACGUUGAGGUUGGAUUUUUGGUCGCUGCCGCUAAAAACGGCGGUUAUAAAACGAACAUGACUUUAAGUCAAGUUCUGAGCCUCCAAAGGCCUUUACUCAACGAGUGGUCUAAAUUGGAUGCGAAGAACUGUGAAGCGUUGAGCAAGCUAACUCAAAAACUGCACGCUUUGUCUGUUCGUGUACCCCUCCUACAUGGUGCAACGGUAGUAGAUGUGGUGUCUAUACAUGAAGAAAUGGUCGGAGCUAUAGAAGUUAUGGAUGAGAUCGAAGAUAUUGUCAUCAAGUUUCUCCCACGAAUGAAUAUCUCUAAUUUUUAUGAUCAGUAA